AUGUCUGCGCAAACGCACCCGCGAGAGGCGCUGGCGGAGGCGGCGGAUGGUCACUCGGGGGAGCCUGAGCAAGAGAGAGGCCCUCACUUUCUGCGUCCCUCCUCGUUCGCGUACUGUUCCCCUGAUGCUCGGCGCGACACCGCCCACAAGGAUCUGCUGGAACCUCACAGCGGAGCGACAGGACGCGAGUCCCGCCCUCCUCCCUCGCUGACUUCUUGCUCGUCUUCGUCUUCGCCCUCUAUGCCUCGUCUCCGUUAUCGCCUUCUCGACCCUGCCCGCGAAGUUGUGACACGUCCAUCUUCCGCAUUUGCUGCUGGUGCCUCCGCUUCCAAGUACCAUGCCUCUCAUUCUCCUGCCGAUGCGUCUGACGGGGUUGUUGAGCGGGCUACGACCGAUAUUUCCUCCUUUCCUUCCUUCACAAGUGGCUCGGCUGCCUUGUCUUCCUCUCCCGCGCCCACGUACUGCCGCCGAGUCGUGCGUGUGAGAGAUGGUUCCCACGAGCGCUUCGGUGACCACAGAGGUACAGACGGGAAACCCACGUUUUCAGCUGCAUGUACCCCUGGACCCCCUGCCGCCGCGUGGUCCGCGAGUCCGCCGUUUCGCGUCGCGCAGACGCGAGCGGAGGAAGAGCUUUCGCGGCGUAUCUUAGCGCCGCUGCCGGCACCCGUGCGUGAUGCAUUAUGUGCACCAGAUUCAGGGAGGGAUGCGGCUCUGCCGUCAGCCUCAGCCUCCGUGCCCGUUCAGAGUCUCGCUGCGCCGACCUUGGUGUCUCUUUACUCGCUGGGCGCUGUAUGUACACCUCACCACGCUGAGCGAGGGAGCGCCCGUCUGCUCCCCUCGUCGUUCGUGACUUCUUCCUGUUCUCGGUCUCGUCAGCAGUCGGUUCUUCCCGCUUUCUCGUCUCCUGUUCUUGGUCUAGUCCCCUCCUCCGGCCGGUAUUCCCCGUCUCGUUCUGCCCGCGCAUCGGGCUUCGCCGUUUGCUCGCCGCAGAGCGAGGACCUGGCGCCUACUGUGCGCUGCAGUGACGCAACAGCAGCUGGCGUGUGCGAAUCCGACGAGGAGGCUGCAGCGUCAAGUUUUCCAACUCUUGUGAAAGCAGAUUUGCGCGGGCCCUCGCCUCCCGCGCCUCCGUGGCCCACAGACGAGCGCUCUGUCUCGCCGUACGCGGUGCAUGCAUCUUUUUCUUCCUCGUCUUCUCCCUUGUCCUCCGUUUCGUUUCCUGCUGAGGCAGCCUCUUCGUCUGUGUCUUUCGCUCCGCCUGUCGUGAGGGAGUCCAGAGGACAGGAGGACUCACGUCGCGCCGAGGGAGGGAGGCCGGCGGAGGCGCCGCCUGAGAAGGAAGAGCCUGUGAAUCUUCAUCUUCGAGGCAACGACCCGCACAGUUGGAGCGAGAAAGGAAAUUUGAAGACGGAAACUAUGGAGGGCGCCGGGGGGAGACUACGGACGAGUGCUCGCCUGCAUGAGCGCUACGCCGAGGGGCCUUUCUUCAGGUCACACUCUCCGCAGCUUUCUUCCCCUCCUUGCUCUUUGUCUCCCUUUCUCUCCUCUUUGGCGCCUCCCAGCCCCCCCUCGAGUUCGCAUCUCCCGUCUUCGCCUUCGUCGAGGCAGAGCUCUUUGACGCAUCUCGCUGAGGAAAGGUCACUUGCGCCUCGCGCAGCGCCUCUCGCGUUUCAAAACGCUCUCCUCGUGGCAAGUGCCGGACUUUCGUCGUCGCUCUCGCUCUCUUCUCUGGCGUCUUUCGCGUGCGCCUCCUCCGCGGAAAGCGCGGACUCGCGGCAGAUUUCCCAGGCGGAUCCUUCGCGCGAAGUGUCUUUCCGGGCCGCCUGCGCUGCCGAUUCAACGACGUCUUCCGUAGGCUGCGAGCCGACGACUGAGAAGGCUUCUUCUGGCGAAGAAACGCGCCGAAGCGCUGAGAGAAGAGAAAAGGAGACACGAACACAGGGCGACACCGCGAGGAAGGAAGCGGUGAGACCGGAAGAGAUGGCGGCCGCGCGAACUCAGCGAGGAGAUCGACGAAGUCGAGCGGAUAAGAGAGACAGUGACGCACGGGCGCGGACGCCACUCGGAGGUCAGAGGGCGGCGCAGAGACCAGGAGGGAGGCGAGGCGAGGAAGAAGGUGCCUGGAGGGGCGUGAAGGGGGCCAUAGCAGAUCAAGAAGAAUUCGACCAAGGUGGAGACAACGGCAUGCUGGUGCGCGGUCAUGGUGCCGGCGGAGAUAAAGACGACGGGACUGCAGCGAUCCCCUCGUUUGUGUACCGUCACAGCCUGGAGAAUUUCCCUUUGGCGAGGCAGGGAUCCGUUUUAGAGGGGAGACGAGAAGAGAGGGACGACGGCAAAUGCCGCGAAGACAGACAGGGAGAAGAUCCGAAGAGGCGACUCUCGUCUGCGGUCUUCAUGGCCUCGGCGGACGAACUGUUUGCGUGGCAGACAAACGAGGCGGCCUCUGCGCGUUUUUCCGCACUGUCGCAUCCCUUCCAGCGGCUGAGAGGAGCGAGUCUUUUGCCGGCUGUGCGCCGCAGCAAGCGAGGAGAAGAGAGCAGCCGCGACGCAGGGCAGGGCGACAGGGCAGGCGACGGCGAGAAGGCGCGCGAGAGCUCCUCCUGCGAGGAGUCGUCGACGCCGAGAGCUUUCUUUUUGAGGCCGCGAAGAGAACGCAACGCUGCAAGGCCCGCGCAGGCCCCGGAGGAAAGCGAACCGCAGUGGCAGCCGCCUCGCGUCUCGUCGCCCGUCUCCUCUUGUCGUCUGUCUUCCUCCUCCGCUGCGACGCCGCCCCCCGCGAGCAGCGGAACGUCUCUCACCUGCCGGGGGCUCUCGUCUCGUCGUGCGAAACCGCAGACGCCGUCGCGUUUUCGGCGUCACUCUCCCGCGGCAGUCGCCCCGGCGUCGCGAUUCUCGUCUCCAACUUCGGCGUCUUCCGCCGACCGGCACGUCAAGGUCACCUACGACGCUUGGCAGGUCACCAGCGGCCGAGGCGAGCUCGAGCCGCGCGAGGCUCUGCGGCGCUUCACCUUCUCUCGACUGCUUCCUUCUCGCGGCCGUCCCUGCUCGCCGGCGGCACGCGGCGUCGGCGUCUUUCCAGCCUACCCCGUGGCGUCCUCUCUGGGGAGCUCGGCAGGCGUCGCUCGAGGGGCGGAUGCCGCCGCGAAGAGACUCGAAGAGGACCUCCUACUCGAAGAGCCUAAGGGGCGCGCGUGGCGGCUGAGGGAGCGCGGAUGGCUCUCGCGACUCCGCAGGAGCAAACCCGACGGCCUGAAGGCCACGCCAAUCGAAAGAGAAAGCCCUCGCGAAGAACGAGCUCUCUGCGAGCUUACCCCGACGCCCCCGCUGGAAACACGGCGGAGGGCGCUCAGGGAGGAGAAAGAGAAGAGAGAAAUGACUGUGCUGAAGCGGGCCUUCCUAGGCCUCGUUGUUGUCUGCCUCAUUCGACGGAUUCUUCUGUGUGUAUACGUAUCGCCUGGCCUGCCGGCGGUAUCUCCGCAUGCCUCCGCCGCCGUAUCUGCGGGCUCGACUCCGCCGUCCUCCGCCCCUGUCGACGAGGCGCUCGACGAUCAGUUCCAGCGACUCAUGAAAGUUCUAGCCGCCGAAUUCCCCCAGUACCGGCAUCGCCUUCCUCUCGACGCUGCGCCUGCGUCCUCGCUCUUCCCCGCCUCCCUCUUUGCGUCGCCGCCUUCCUCCGCCUUCUCUCCUGAGUCGCAGUGGCUCCCGCGCCCAGAGGAGACUCCGCGAUGCGAGGCUUCAGUGUGGAGUUGGCUGUCGGAGUUCGCGUGGAACCUCGUUCUGCGUUUCUCCUCUCGCAGGGGCUCGCGUCAGCUUUUUGCUGCAGAGGGACUUGACGAGGGAGAGGCGCGGCGCGAAGCAGAUAUUUUUGCCGAGGUGGCGAGCACGCGGCUCUCUCCAGACGCUUGGAGUGAGAUCCCUGCUUCGUCUGCGUCUCUCUGGGCGUCGUCGCCCUCCUCUUCAUCUGAUGGUACGUCGUUCAUCUCGCGACUUGGAGCGGCGUUUUCGGGCGACUCAGGCUCCCCGGCUCUCUCAGAGUUUUCGCUUUUUGCCUCCAACGCCGAGCCGGAGACGAAAGCUGAAGCAGAAAGAGCGGAAGGAGACGACAGAAGGGAGCAGCACUACAGGUCCUGGAGGGCGCGAACUCCGAAAACUGCGCCCUUAGUUGCCAUUGCGUCGCUUCUCCUCUUCAUCUUGCGAUGCUGGGGCUGCUGUUUUCGCUUCGGUUUCGCCUGGGUGGUCGUUCCGCCCUUUGCGUUCCUCUUCCGCGUGAUUCUUUCGCUGCUGGUUCGGCUCUCUCUCUCUUUCGUCUUCAUCGCGGCCGCAUUUCUGGGCGUCGGCUACGUUCUCUUGGAUCGCCUCGGCAGCUUCCUCGCGGAUUCCGCGCGACGCAAGGCGCGCGCGGACGCGGCACCGGUGGCAGUCGAACUUCAUCGUAAAAGUAUCUCUUUGCGGACAGAAACGCGUGGCGAACGGCGCAUCUUCGACGCAGUCUUGGCGGGGGUUGAGCGCGAGACGAGCUCAGCAGACAGCGCCGCCUCGCUUGCGUACGCAGUGCGCCUGUGCGUGUCGGCUGCGCAGCCUCUGCUCCCCGUGGCGUCAUCGCUUGUCUUCGGCGCGGUCGCCUCGCUCGCCAGUCGAGAGAGGCUCCGCUCGGCUCGCGGGAACCCGCCGGAGUACGUCGAAGAAAGUGGUGACGGAGGGGAGGCAGCGAGCGCGGCGCAAGAAGAGCGACGCGCGGGAGAAGACUCGACAGCGAAGAAGGAGAAAGCGGGCGCGAAGGGGCAAGAAGAGAGUGAAAACGGCGGGAGAGGCCUCGACGAGGAGGAUAAACGAGACGAAGAAGACGCAGAUGCGUGGGCUGGAAAGGCUGACGAAGAGAGGCGCAGAAGAGACACCUUCGGUCUAGCGGACGAAGGACAGGAUGGCGAUGAACCCGAAGAAGAGGAAGAAGAACGCGACUAG
Molecule: messenger RNA, 4962 nt
Organism: Besnoitia besnoiti
Lineage: Eukaryota; Apicomplexa; Conoidasida; Eucoccidiorida; Sarcocystidae
Exons: 4
Coding region: 1-4962 (1653 amino acids)
Source: RefSeq, a predicted model, not a curated record